AUGUGGAACAACUUCUUCGUGCCCCAUGACGAUGAGGCCCGCGUGGGGCAAGCGGGUGGAGGCCAAGGUGGAGGUCUGGCCGCCUUGAAGGGCAGCCGCACUCAGAGGCGGAACCAGAAGAUGAGUGACAGCCAGGAUGGCAAGAUCAAGCUGGCCUUCCUAGUUUGCGCGGUGGGCGUGACGCUGACUGUGCUAGGAGUGGGAACCGAGUUUUGGGUGGAGUUGGCACAGCCCAAGAACUUUGGUGGCAACCAAACCUGCCAGAUGGCGCACUAUGGUCUGUGGAAGGCUUGCGUGCGAACCCUGUGGGUGGCCGACGUGGACCCCGAGAGGGCUAGCUGUGGCCCCGCUGAACUGCCAGGAGAAUCCAACUGCACCUACUUCAAAUUCUUCACCUCGGGGGAAAACGCUGUCGUCUUCAAGAAGACGACAAGCAAAAACUUAAAUCUGGCGGCAGCCGUUUUGGCUCUCCUAAGUCUCACCAUGAUGGUGACGGGCUCCAUUUGCAUCAUCAUGACUCUCAGCAAAGGUGUUUCCUUCUUCCUCAAGCCGGCGUCCUUCUGCUUCAUCUUCUCAGGCGUCCUGGUCCUCAUCUCCAUCGCGAUGUUCCACCAAUCGGUGCUGGCUCUGCUCGCCAGCGAUCACACGGUCCCUCUACACCACCAGCUGUCCUGGUCGGCGGCCUGUGUUGGUGCGGCGGGGGCGAUUCUCAUUGUCGGGGGGCUAUUUUUUAUUAUCCUUUCAAAUCCUGUCAGUUCCUGGCAAAAAUGCUUGCCGCAGAAGAACAGCGCCACCUAG
Nerophis lumbriciformis (worm pipefish) is the source of this 798-nucleotide messenger RNA. NCBI's taxonomy places the organism in Eukaryota, Metazoa, Chordata, Actinopteri, Syngnathiformes, Syngnathidae. The record is from RefSeq and is a predicted model, not a curated record.